Scheffersomyces amazonensis is the source of this 1524-nucleotide messenger RNA. Its product is annotated as major facilitator superfamily domain-containing protein. Lineage: Eukaryota; Fungi; Ascomycota; Pichiomycetes; Serinales; Debaryomycetaceae. Bases 1 to 1524 code for a protein of 507 amino acids. Gene Ontology annotation, molecular function: transmembrane transporter activity. Gene Ontology annotation, cellular component: membrane. The record is from RefSeq and is a predicted model, not a curated record. The transcript has a single exon. Gene Ontology annotation, biological process: transmembrane transport.
AUGGUGUCACUCUUAGAAAGAAGAGAUUCCGAUCUGAGUGAUCAGGAAAUCCCCUUUAUAGAUCUUGACGUAUUUGAUGAUACUGCUUAUAAAAAUACAACUACUUCAUAUACUAAAGAUUCUUAUGUAUAUCGAAUUAAAAAGUUCUUUAAUGAUAAAAUUGAUAAACAUCCAUUGGAACAAUCUUACCUUACUAAAUUAGAUUUCUUUUUAAUGACUUCAAGUAUGUUGGGAUAUUUCAUAAAGAAUUUAAAUCAAUAUAAUAUAACUUUAGCAUAUAAUAAUGGUAUGAAUGAAUAUUAUAAUAUGGAUAAAAAUCAAUUUAAUUAUUUAUUAUCAAUAUGGACUAUUGGAUAUAUUGUAGGACAAAUUCCUGCCAAUUAUUUAAUUCAUAAUAAUUUAAUUAAUUUCAGAUAUUUCUUAGGUUCUAUACAAUUUGCCUGGAGUUUAUUAGCAAUUUUACAAUAUAAUGCUGCAUCAUUAAAUGAAUUUUAUUUAUUAAGAUUUAUAUUGGCAAUAUUAGAAGCUCCAUUAUUUAUUUCAUUAGAAUAUUUAUUAGGUACUUGGUAUUCAUCUACUGAACUUAGUAAAAGAUCAACUUAUUUAGCUAUAAGUUCAGGUAUAGCAUCAGUAAUUGCUGGACCUUUACAACAAUUAAUUAUUGAAAUAAGUAAAGGUUCUGAUUUACCACCAUUCAAAUUAAAUUUCUUAAUGGAUGCAAUUAUAAGUUUACCUAUAGCAUUAUUUACAAUGAUAGCCAAUCCUAAUUUACCAACAAAUACCAAUAAUUGGUAUUGGAAUGAAACUGAUAAAUUAAUUGCAUUAGAAAGAAGAAGGAAAUCAGGAUCUAAUGUAUCAAAACCACAUAAUAAUAAAUCAACAAGUUCAUAUAAGUCUUAUUAUAAGAGAUGGCAAAUUUGGAUAUUCCCCUUAAUGUUUUGGGCUUUCAAUAAUGGUGGUCAUGUAAAUGGUCAACCUACAUUAGUUAGUUGGAUGAAAAUUGAUUUAGACCUACCAUCAAGAUAUUAUAAUCUUAUACCAUCAAUUAUUCAUUUCAUUGGUAUAGUAGCUGCCAUGUUUGUAGGAUAUUUAAAUGAUUAUUUGGGGGGAACUUAUAAUCAUGUGUUCUUAAAGAUAUAUUUUAGUUGUAUGGUGAUUGGAUGUCUACUAUUAAGUUACUGGGAUUUACCCCUUUGGCUUCAUUGGUUUUCUUAUUUCUUAAUUGGAAUACCUGGUUCUUGGGGUCAACCUCAAAUUUAUAGUUGGAUAAAUCGUAUUAUGGUAAAGGAUGAUUCAUUUAGAAGUUUCUUAAUUACAGUUACAAACACAUUAGCAUAUAUAAUAGGAAGUAUUACCCCAAUAUUUGUAUUUAAUACUAAAUAUCAACCAAGAUAUUUUAUAGGAUUCAUGUAUACUGCUUGCUUAACAUUCUUUGGAUUAAUCAUGACUUAUGCAGCAGAUAGUUUUACAAAGAGAGAUGAAGAACGAGAAAAAUACAAGGCUGUAGUUGAAGUAGAGUUAUAA